AUGCCGCCGCGCACCGAUGGCGUGUUUCGCGGCUUGACCGACACGCGGCUGCCCAUGCCGUGGAUCGAGGCGCUCCGGUUGCAGCAGGACGGCCAAACAGUCGGAUCUUCGGAAACCAGCGGCGAGGAGCGUGACUUGACACCCAAAAAGAUGACGGACAGCUACCACCGCGUCGUGCUGCCGCUUGGCCAGGACCCCUGGCUGUCCGAUACCUACAUCAACUCGUCGGGCCACAUCCGCCUCGGCACCAUCUUCAUGGACCUCGACGCCCUGUCGGGCAUCAUCGUCUACAAGCACACGGGCGGCGGCGUCACGACCGUCACGGCGGGCGUCGACCGCAUCGAGCUCGCGCACCCGCUGACGGAGAUCUGCGACCUCGAGUACAGCGGCAUGGUCACGUACGCGGCGGGCGGCAGCAGCGCUGAAAUCACGUGCAAAGUCGCGCGCGCGCGCGGCGAGGGCGAGCCCAGCCGGCCCGAGGAUUUGCUGCUCACGUGCACGUUCACCAUGGUCGCCCUCGACCCCCUGACGCGCAAGCCGACGCCGAUCCCGCGGCUCGUGUGCGAGACGCCCGCGCAGGAGGCCUUGUUCCAGGCCGGCGCCGCCAAGGCCAUGGCCCAGCGCGCCGAGCGCAAGACGUCGCUGCUCGAGGUCGAGCCGGACGACGAGGAGUCGGCGCUGAUCCACCGCAUCUGGCUGCGCCAGAUCGAGUACCACGACCCGCACCGCCCGCUGCGGCAGCCGCCCAACGUGCUGGCCAUGGCAAAGACGCAGCUGUCGACGGCCGCCAUCAUGCAGCCGCAGUACCGCAACCGGCACCAGACCAUGAUUUUCGGCGGGUACCACUUGAAGCAAACGUUUGAGCUGGCUUUCUGCUGCGCGGCGUCGUUUGCGCACGCGCGGCCGACGUUUGUGAGCGCCGACCCGUGCACGUUCCGGAGCCCGGUGCCGGUGGGCAGCGUGCUGUACCUGACGGCGACGGUGGUCUACACGGACCCCGCCGUGGUGGAGGAGGACGACGCAAGUGGCGGUGGCGACGGCAGCAGAGACAACAGCCCACCGCUGACGCGUGUCCAUGUGCGUGUCGACAGCAAGGUGCGCGAGAUGGAGCACGGCACGGCACGCGUGACGGGUCAGUUCCACUACACCUUUACGGUGCCCAAGGACGUGCGUGUGCUGCCCAACACGUACGAGGAGUACAUGCGUUACAUUGACGCCCGUCGUCGUAUGCGGGCCGGCGGCAAGCGUCCGCCGGCAGCACGGGACAACCAAGAAGGGGUGAACCUGACGGAAUAG
Molecule: messenger RNA, 1296 nt
Organism: Sporothrix brasiliensis 5110
Lineage: Eukaryota; Fungi; Ascomycota; Sordariomycetes; Ophiostomatales; Ophiostomataceae
Product: acyl-CoA thioester hydrolase
Exons: 2
Coding region: 1-1296 (431 amino acids)
Biological process (GO): acyl-CoA metabolic process
Cellular component (GO): mitochondrion
Molecular function (GO): fatty acyl-CoA hydrolase activity
Source: RefSeq, a predicted model, not a curated record